Cordyceps militaris CM01 is the source of this 2565-nucleotide messenger RNA. RefSeq names its product beta-mannosidase. The record is from RefSeq and is a predicted model, not a curated record. The transcript has 2 exons. Gene Ontology annotation, biological process: carbohydrate metabolic process; glycoprotein catabolic process. NCBI's taxonomy places the organism in Eukaryota, Fungi, Ascomycota, Sordariomycetes, Hypocreales, Cordycipitaceae. Gene Ontology annotation, molecular function: beta-mannosidase activity. The coding region runs from base 1 to 2565 and encodes 854 amino acids.
AUGGUCCCCCGUACCGUCAUUCCGAUUGACAAGAACUGGCAGUUCAAACAGGCCGACAAAGAAGGCGGUGACGAGUACCGCGCCGUAUCCCAGUUCCCAACCAAUGUUCAUCUAGACCUCAUGCACCAUGACCUCAUUCCGGAUCCCUUCAUUGGCAAGAACGAAACCGAUGUCCAAUGGGUCGGCGAGGCGCAAUGGACUUACAGGACAACCUUUGCCAGUCCAGAGGUUGCCACAGGCGCCAAAGUCAUUCUGGCUUUUGAAGGACUUGACACUUUUGCUACGGUCACGAUGAAUGACAAAGUGAUUCUCGAAACGGACAGCAUGUUUAUCCCUGAGCGCGUCGACGUCACAACUCACCUGUCGCAUAGCGACGAAAACGAGCUCGUCAUUACCUUCGACAGUGCCUACUUGAGGGGCUGGAGCCGGGUCGAGCAAUGUCCCGAGCACAUAUGGAGCUGCUGGAAUGGGGAUAGUUCUCGUCUGGCGGUCAGAAAGGCCCAAUACCACUGGGGCUGGGAUUGGGGUCCAGCUCUGCUCACCUGUGGCCCCUGGAGACCCGUCAACUUGGAAAUUUACGACUCCCGGCUGACUGAUCUGUACAUGAGCAUCGACAUCGACGAGUCUCUUAAGCGCGCCAAAGUCAUUGCGCACGCAGCGACAGAGGGGACCGCGGCGACGCACGUUCGCAUUGAUGUGUCACUCAACGGGAAAGAGGUGGCUUCAGAAACAAUUCCCGCUGCCAACACUGCGUCGGUCACUUUUCAUAUUUCCAAUCCCGAAUUAUGGUAUCCUAUCAGAUACGGCAAGCAGCCGCUCUACACAAUCAAGGCGACGCUACUAUCAAAGGGCACCACAGUCGAUACCAUGUCCAAAAAGAUCGGUCUGCGCCGCGCCCGUCUCGUCGAGCACCAGCUGGAAGACCAGCCAGGAACUAGUUUCUUCUUCGAAAUCAACAAUAUUCCAAUCUUCUGUGGAGGAAGCAAUUGGAUCCCUGCUGAUAACUUUGUUCCUCGUAUCUCGCCGAAAAGAUAUCGCGAUUGGGUCAAGCUGGUCGCCGAUGGCAAUCAGUUUAUGAUUCGAGUUUGGGGCGGCGGCCUUUACGAGGAAGCAGCGUUUUAUGAAGCAUGCGAUGAGAUGGGUAUUCUUGUUUGGCACGACUUCAUGUUUGGCUGUGGAAACUACCCCGCCGGGCCAAAGUUUCUUACCUCCAUUGAUCGUGAGGCCCGAGUCAAUGUCACCAGACUGCGUCAUCAUCCUUCUAUAGUACUCUGGGCCGGGAACAAUGAAGACUACCAGCUUGCUGAGCAGGAAAAUCUCGGGUACGAUCCCAAGGAUAUGAACCAAGACAACUGGCUCAAGUCAAAAUUCCCGGCCCGUUAUAUAUACGAAAAGCUACUUGCAGACGUAUGCAAAGAUCUUAUUCCAGAUGUUCCCUAUCACUAUGGUAGUCCUUGGGGCGGCAACGGCACCACUGACCCCACGAUUGGCGACAUUCACCAGUGGAACGUGUGGCAUGGCUCACAAGAGAAAUAUCAGAACUUUGACAAAUUGGUCGGUCGGUUUGUUUCAGAGUUUGGUAUGGAGGCAUUCCCAUCCGUCAAAACGAUUGAUGCAUAUUUGCCGCAGGGCAAGAACGAUCUUGAUCGCUACCCGCAGUCAUCUACCAUUGACUUUCACAACAAGGCUGCAGGACAUGAGCGCAGACUAGCUCUCUAUUUGGCAGAGAAUAUUCGAUAUGGUCCAGAUCCCCUCGAACAGUACGUUUACUCCACCCAGCUGAUGCAAGCAGAGUGCCUUGCGUCAGCGUAUCGUUUGUGGAAGCGUGAGUGGAGGGGUCCCGGUCGAGAAUACUGCGGUGGUGCACUGGUUUGGCAAAUCAACGACUGCUGGCCCGUCACUUCGUGGGCCAUCUGCGACUAUUAUCUCCGCCCCAAACAUGCCUACUACACAGUCAAGAGAGAGAUGGCACCCAUCUCCAUUGGCAUGACAAGACGCGAACAUCAGUACCCAAAAGACAAAUAUACCCGCGCCUAUAUCGACACCAAGAUCAAGGUUGAAAUUUGGGGCUCAAACCUCAUGCUACAAGACUUGACUGUUGACUGCGUGGUCAAGGCUUGGGAUGUCGAGACUGGUGAAGAGACUUUCUCCAAGAAGGUUGCCUCUUCCCUAGUGCUCCCUUCAAAUCGCUCAACUGAGAUCUAUGCCAUGGACGUUCCUGUCAGUACGCCAAAGACUGGCCUCGAGAGUCGCACAGUGGUUGCCUCGUACCUCUUCCAGAAUGGCAAACAGAUUGCGCGCUAUGUCAAUUGGCCUGAACCUCUCAAAUACUUGCAUCUGCAAAAGCCCAAGCACCUCACGGCGGAGCUAUCGUCGGAUGCCACACAUGUCGCUGUCAAAGCCGAAGUUCCCGUCAAGGGCGUCGCAGUCGAAUGUGAGCAGGACGGCGUCACGUUUGACGACAACUUGGUCGAUAUUGUACCUGGGGAGGUCGUCCACAUCGGCAUCAACGGCGCUUCGCAGGGCACCAUAAUUACUACUCGUUACCUGAACAUGCUUAGCUAG